AUGCUGAAUUACGCGAUCAUUGGCUCUGGUUUAAUUGGUCGUUGUUGGGCGGUGAUGUUUGCUCGAGCUCAAAACAAUGUUUUCCUCUAUGAUAGUUCACCAUCAGCGUUAACCGAUGCUCUCUGCAAUAUUGAACAACAACUUGAGCAACUAGCAAAAUAUAAUCUCUUAUACAAUCAACAGCCACAAGAUAUUCUAAAACGAAUAACGACUGUCACAAAAAUAGUUGAUUUAUUCUCAUUGAACGAGAUCCAUCAUGUCCAAGAAUGUAUCCCAGAAGAUUUAGACUUGAAAAUACAACUAUUUACAGAAUUAGAUCGCCUAGUGAAAGAUACGGCGAUUUUAGCCAGUUCAACAUCGUGUUUGAUGCCAUCAGCAUUUACAAAAAAUUUACAAACAAGACACAGAUGUAUUGUAGCUCAUCCGCUCAAUCCUCCCACCGGUAUUCCUGUAGUAGAAAUAGUUGGCUCUGAAUGGACCGAUAAAAAAUAUGUUGAUUUAGCUGUUGAACGUUAUAAAUCAUUAGGCAUGCAUCCAAUUCGAUUGAAAAAAGAGGUGGAUGGCUUUGUCAUGAAUAGAAUGCAAUAUGCUGUAUUAGCAUCAGCAUUAUCCUUGGUUGAAGAUGGUAUUAUUGAACCCGAAGAUGUUGAUCUGGCUAUGACAAGUGGACUGGCAUGUAGAUGGUCUUUUAUGGGACCAUUUCAAACAAUUGAUUUAAAUGCUCCAUGUGGUGUUAAGGAUUAUUUUGCCCGUUAUGGAUCUACGAUGAAACGUGUCUUAGCCGAUAUGUCUUAUCCACAUGAUUGGUCUCAAUCAACUGUGGAUAAAAUUGAUGCCCAUUUUCGACAAAAGUAUCCGAUAACAAACGAUAGUUUACAAGAGCGUAAAUUGUGGCGUGAUGAUCGAUUAUUGGAAAUAACAAAACAUAAAUCAUCAUAUUCAGAUCGCAGUUAUCGAAUUGUUCGUCAUUCAUUAGAAUCAGUUGAAUCCUAUGAUUCCAUUCUUAAAGCAAUUGAAAAUGAAUUAAAACAAGUUUAUAGACAAGUGCAAGUGAAUCUAAUUGAGCCUGAACAAGCAAAACAUUUGGAUUUCACGCAAGAGCCAUGGAAUUUAGCCUCGAAAGGCAUUGGAACAAAUGCCGUUAUGUGUCAAUUAGGUGGUCCGAAAAACGUUGAAAAGGUGAAUGGUCACUCAGUAAUAUUCGAUUUGGAAAGUGUAUUAUCACAAAUUGGUCAUAAGGAAGAACAAUCAUUUAUCUUCGGUCCUGGUGCUGCUUACUCACAAAUAUUCGACUGCAAUGCUGAACUGGCAUUAAAUACUGUUGUCAAUUCCUAUAAUAAAAUCAAGAAUAAUCAUUCCUACGCGUCAAUAAUUCAAAAACAAACGCAGCAACAACAACAAUUACCAUACUGUUCAGAGAAAAUUGGUCCCUAUUUACAUAUGAUGGUUACAAAUGGUGCUCAGAGUGUGCCGUUAAUUGAAAUUAAAGUUAGUCAGCGUUAUAGAGUGGAGAAUGGAGAUAGUGAAAAUAAUUUUAUAUCAACAAUACGUCGUGGUUUAAAAGAGUUACCGAGUGCAUGCGUUUUGGGUGGUGUAUUUCGUUUGGAAGAAGGCACGAUUAAGGCUCAUGUUAUGCCUGAUUUUAAACACGAAGACUUAUUAACACGAGAACAAGUGAAUUCAUGGCUAAAAUUCUAUGAAAUGAAAGCACCUUUAAUAUGUUUAUCAGUUGUUAUGUCUGAAAAUAUGUCCAAGGUUGGAUUUCAUGGCGAACAUACCCAUUUUUUUAGCAAACAUGGACAUUGUGGACAUUAUCAUUACGAUAUUACACCAGAUUCCGUUAGUUAUCACGGUUAUUUUGUUCCGUGCAUCGAAGCAAUUCAGAUAGAUCCCGUUUAA
Didymodactylos carnosus is the source of this 1899-nucleotide messenger RNA. The record is from the annotation of a GenBank genome assembly. Lineage: Eukaryota; Metazoa; Rotifera; Eurotatoria; Philodinida; Philodinidae.